This is a messenger RNA of Maylandia zebra (zebra mbuna), 3402 nucleotides long. The record is from RefSeq and is a predicted model, not a curated record. NCBI's taxonomy places the organism in Eukaryota, Metazoa, Chordata, Actinopteri, Cichliformes, Cichlidae.
AGUUUGAAUUUCCACCCAGGCCCUUCGCGACAGACCCACAGCUGUAGUCAGCAGUAAACCAGGAGGGAAAACGUAGGUCAAUGGAUUCACUACAGCCCGCUCUGCGUGGGCAGGAGCGUGGAUCCGUGUUUAACGUUUAAACCAACCGGGACACUAAAUGUCAUUGUGUUCACAGUUCGCUGUGGUCAUGCGUGUGGGUUUGGUUUGCUCCUCUGUAGGCUGGCGGAUAAUGUAACGGGCUGAAGGCGUUUUUGGAUGCUGCGGGGUGCGCGCUGCGGAUUCACAUCCAGAUGAUCCUCCAUUCAUUUUACCGUUUUUUGGCUCUAACGAGCGCCGUGCCGUUUCGAUCCCGCACCCAGCUGAUCAGAUGAUUCUCAGCUCUGUUCACAGUGAGUCCGUGUGUCAAGCCUCUCCUGAGGAAGAACCGAUUCUUUCUUCCUGCCAUCCAGCAGCCAUGGACUCCCUCCCAGAGUAUUCUCUGUUCCUGGUUCGGAUCCUGGAAGAGUUGGACACCAAGCACACCACCAUGUCCUACCAGGACCUGUGCAAGUCUCUGUGUGCUCGCUUUGACUUGGUGCACUUGGCCAAGCUCCGCAGCCUGCUCUUCCACACAGCCUGCCUGGACCCUGCCUUCCCAGCCACCCUCUUCAAGGACAAGAUGCGCUGUUCCACUGAGGACCCGCUGUCCAAAAAGCUCAUGGUUGCAGCGGACAUUGUCACCAUGUUCAAUUUGAUCCACAUGAAUGGAGGAAUAGCCAAAGAUAAGCUUCCUAUAGUUCAAAGAGCCACGUUUCACAAGAGUCAGUCAGUGGAGUUCUGCAGGUCUGACAGUGAUCACCUUAAGUAUCAGGACUGUGACAGGGGGAUUGGUUAUGAGCACAUGGAUCACCCCAGGGAAGGGCGCCAUCACCACCACUCUCAGCAGCAUCCUGUGGCUCAGAACGCCCCUCCCUGUGCUAAUUCCUCUGAUUGCAACAGCCGGCAGCGCUUUCUUGUCUCCUCAGGACCAAACUUCCUCCUGGGCAUGAGGAAAGACAUGAAAUGUAGAGCAGGCUCUCUGGACAAGCUGCAUCAUCUGCCUCAGUACUCUAGCAGCAGUCCACCAUCACCACCUUGUGAAAUGCAGAGCACCUACUUUCCUAUGGACAUAGACACCGAGUCCACCACUGACCAGGAGUCCCUGCAGAACAUGGGACAUCCAGAGCCCUUCUCUCUUCACACUUGCAUCCAGAAGAGAAACGAUUUUAAGAAGGAUUUUCACAAUUUUGUGGCUUUUUCACCACAGGUCAUCACCAGUGAGUGCAAACAGGGCAGUAAGGCUGCUGAAGGUUACCACAAUAGGGAGUUACGUAAGCCUGCUACCUUCUUCAACCGUAGCUUCGAACUGCCCUACAGUAACCCCUACUUUGAACCGCCACUUAACUCCCCCCUACAGGACAGACGGAGGGUGAAGCACGAGAGCCUGGAUGACUUACAGGUGUCAACUUAUUUUGGUCCAACCACCGUCUCUGAGUGUGUUAGUAGCAAGAAGCACAUUAACAAAGCAGGGAAACAGCCAGUAUGGCCCAUGAAGAGCCUCAGUCUCAACGCAGAAGAGGGCCCUCCUGUUUCAGAAAGGAUUUUUCAAAGCAGCAGACCACUCAAAGAAAACCAUCAGUGUAACAUUAUUACCACUGAGAGUGAGCAAUAUUUUCACACCCCGAUGCAAAAGGUAUCAGCGUCACCUGGCUUUGCAAAGAAAAGUACUGAAAUAAAACCCAAGGAUAUAUCACUGAUGGGUAGGGGACCCGGAGGUCUGGACAAUGGAGACGUAGCCAAAAGGUUUGGGGACAAAAAUACGAAGAAUGCAUCCUUUCAAGAAGGGGAAAGCGCCUCUAGUGUUGGAACACAAACUGAGCGGAUUGAACAGAAGAAGCUGAAAGAAUACCAAUCUAAGUAUAACGACAGCGAAAGGCACGGUUUGAAACGCUCAGUUGAGGAGUGUGAGGUCAUUAGUGAUGACAUAAGUGAUAUUUUUCGUUUUCUGGAUGAUAUGAGUGUUUGUGACUCUCUGGGUGUUGUUCAGUCAUCAUGUUACAAUAGUAAUGGGUCUCUGUCUCAGGUAAAGUCAGAAGGUGACAGCUCCCCUGAAUGCAACACAGUCAUAGCCAAGUCUAAGGUAGACCGCCUGUUCCAUUCACUUGAAAACACUGAUGAUGAGCUCAAAACAAGUGUGUGUAAGCUUGUGAGGAGAAUUGGUGAGAUUGAGAAGAAGUUGGAGUCUUUCGGGGUUCGCAGUGAAAUAUCCCAGGUACUUUCCAAGCUCAACAAACUGGAUGAAAAGAUCCAGGAGCCUGGCCAAUGGGAGGCACGGGAGAAAGCAUCAUCAUCAUCAUCCAGUACUGCUCUUUCACCCCAUGUUUACCAGUGCAACACCACUGGUCACAAUGUGAAAACAGACAAUGGAUAUGUCGGAGAGUGGUGUUGCUCAGAUGGGAGUAAUAGCAACACUCUUGGGAUUAAGGCUGUGAAGAAAGGCAUGCUAUUCAGAAGGUCUUCCUGUUCACUCAACGAGGAGCCCAUGGCUACCGAGUCGAAGGUUGCUAGCAUAACCAACUCUCUACAGGACCGGGGGACUGUGUCCUACUCCUGUCACCCUGAGGACAGAGACAAGGAUAGGCAUCGGAAGGUUAAAGAGGUAUGUCGUCAAUAUGAGCUCCCCCAAGUGCAACGACUCCAAAAACAAUCAAAGGAUUCCUACCUGACUGAGCAGGUUUUUUCACCGCAUCACUUCAACCCUUCUGUCAAGGCCCAUAUGAAAGACAGCUCUCUGUACGCUGAUGUAAGGCUCACCAGUCCAUCAGCUGGGAUACGUGGCCAGCCAUCCUGGACCAUUGAGGAAUACAAACGCAAUUCAGGAAAGAAGGAAAAGCAGCUCACUGCUCUUGACCUGCAGACCCAGGAGUCGUUAAACCCCAAUAAUCUGGAGUACUGGAUGGAGGACAUCUACACCCCAGGCUAUGACUCGUUGCUCAAGAGGAAAGAGGCAGAAUUUAGGAGGGCCAAGGCGUGUAAGAUUGGAGCACUGAUUGCAGCUGCUACUUGCACUGUGAUCCUGGUUAUUGUUGUUCCAAUUUGCACCAUGAAAUCAUGAAUAAAUGAGAAAGGUGGUAGCCAUGCACAAUGGAUGUUAUACUUCUACCUGUAGGUGUUUUCUUUUUGUGGACCAGUAAGUGCAAAGCAAACUGAGUGACAGCAUGAGAAUGUACGACUUUACAUUGUUUUUUUUGUUUUUAUGGUGUUUACAUCUGGGAAUAUUGCCAAUGUAGAAAUAUUAAGGUUAUAAAAUCAGCAAGUGCAUAAUAUCUAUCUGUCUAUCUGUCUAGCUAUUAGGGGUGCAACGAUAUUCGUAUCGAUAUUGAA